AUGCGUGCCACGGCAAUCACAUCACUUCUCCUGGCGGCUUCGGCUGUCCAUGGGCAGCCUACACCCCAUAAGGAGAACCAGGCGAUCUACGUCUUGACCAACAACCAUGAAAAUGCAGUCAUCGGACUGCCUAUUCAGGAGAAUGGCCUGCUAGGAGAAGCUGUUGCGACCUUCACCGGUGGUGCUGGAGAGGCUGGCGUGGACUCCGAUGGAGUUCCUGCGGGCCCAGAUUCGCUCUUCAGUCAAGGCGCUGUGGCUGUUGCCGGCGAGUAUGUCUUUGCAGUGAACCCGGGCGACAGCACCAUCAGCCAACUAAAGGUCAACCGACAUUCCCCUUCGAAAUUAACCCUGCUCGACACCGCGAAAAUCCCCGGCCAAUUCCCCAACAGCGUCGCCGCAACCGCAAUGGGGAACCUAGUCUGCGUAGGCGCAACAGGCACAGAGGCCGGCAUUUCCUGCACCACAUUCAGCGAUCAUGGCCUCGGCGACUUCGACGCCCUCCGCCCCUUCCACCUAAACCAGACCACGCCCGCCACGGGACCACCCAAUACACUGUCUCAUGUCCUGUUCAACACGGAUAGUACAGCACUCUAUGCGCUUGUAAAGGGCGACGGUACACCUGAAAACCCAGGCUUCAUCUCUGUCUUCCCAGUGCAAUACGGGUGUAAGCCGAAGAGUGCUGCCCAAGUCUCCCUCGACGGGAUCCGCUCCUCGCCCGCGGGAACGGGUCUCCUAUUCGGUGCGGCGAUCGUUCCGUCUAGUGGUCUGCUCUUCGCGACGGAUCCGGGAUUCGGUGUUUCAAUUCUUGAGGUUAAUACGCAGACGCAUACUGCGAUUUCACGCGCGAAUACUAAGAUACCAGAUCAAUCCGCUACGUGCUGGGCUGCAUAUUCACCCAAGUCCUCAAGUGUAUUUGUGACAGAUGUGAACGUCAACCGCCUCGUUGAGGUUGAUGCUGAGGAUGGUAAGGUUUUGUCCAUUGCGAACCUUCCAACCGAAGAUCCGGGGCUCGUGGAUCUGUGGGUUGUCGGAAAUUUUCUCUAUGCACUCAGUCCGGGAAACAGGACGACGGAUGCGGCGGUCGUGGUGUAUGAUUUUGACACGGAGAAAUUGGUCCAGAGGGUUAGUCUUGAGCAUCUUGGCGCGGGCCCGAGUGCAAUGGGGAUGGCGUAUAUUAGAAUUUAG
Molecule: messenger RNA, 1185 nt
Organism: Aspergillus calidoustus
Lineage: Eukaryota; Fungi; Ascomycota; Eurotiomycetes; Eurotiales; Aspergillaceae
Source: the annotation of a GenBank genome assembly